This is a messenger RNA of Bemisia tabaci, 2927 nucleotides long. RefSeq lists its product as uncharacterized. Gene Ontology annotation, cellular component: extracellular region. NCBI's taxonomy places the organism in Eukaryota, Metazoa, Arthropoda, Insecta, Hemiptera, Aleyrodidae. The record is from RefSeq and is a predicted model, not a curated record. Gene Ontology annotation, molecular function: cytokine activity; growth factor activity.
AACCCGGCAGAGUCAGAAUUUCGAAAAUCAGGACUCGCAAACGGUCGUUCGUUCCUUUCUCUCUCGACUCGAAAUCAGAUUUCGCUGCUCGUUACGCGAAGUUUUUUCCCGCGUCUUAUUGCAUUUUCGCUGUGCGCCACAAUUAAUUGAGCUCGUGCUUGAAGCUCUCUACCCUCUCGUUCCUUUUUUCAAUUUUUUGAAGCACUUAACGUUGGUGAUGAAUAAAUUCUAAAAUAAAAUUUUACUCCUCGUAAAACCGGUUUUUGUGCGUCUGUAAAUUUUGGAUCCUCCUUUUUUUUCAUCCAUUAUUUCAAAUUGAAGGCCUCCAUGCUAGGCGUCCACCGUCUCACCACUUUGCGGUCAACUUAGUCAGUCAAAAAUCAUUGUUUUUUAAUAUUUAUUUUUUGCAAACUUUUUAGUAAUUUUUAUCUUCGGAUCGACCAAGGAGCCAUAGAGAUUCACGCGCUAUUUGAAGAAACUUCUGCACUGUUCCGGCUUUUCUUUAAUCUGUGAUUUUGUACAUUUUACGCUCCCAAAAAAUCUAACGAUUUUAAGAAUUUUCUUUUUUGGGUGUUGUACAUACUAACAGUGGUAAUCUGUAUUCUCUCGUAGAAGUGUCUUUUCGUGCGUUCUGUUUAGAGAGUUGUGAAAUUCUCGAACUUUUGAGAAAUUUCACGAGGUGACUGUCCCAAAUUUGUGUAUCUUCGCUGUCAUAAAGUCGGAAAAUGUUACUUCAUUUCGUUGUUACCGUUUUCGUGCUAUGUACGUUCGAGGUAUGGUCACUUGCAGAGGACCCUACAACCAUCUCCAAGUUAUUGGAGACAGUUUUGAAAAUUCAACCGCCGCAAGAUAUUGGAUUUGACAAAUCGCGAGUUCGGACCCCUGAUCAUAUGAUGGAUUUAUUACAUCAAUACAACGACGACCACUCAUCGGAGCAUCUCAAUGACAACAUAAUCAGGAAUAUUUUUCCCCUGCAAGAUAACUGGAGCAACGAGAACCCAGGACUGUCAACCCUGAUGAUCUUCAACCUGACCUGCGUGCAGCCCGGCGAAGUCGUCUACUCGGCGCGCCUGAACCUGGACCCGCACGACUUCUUCGUCCACCCGCACCACAAGAGCCCCGGCGCCCCCCACAAACGCACCCACCACCGCAAGGCGCCCCUCCCUCUCCAACUCCGCGUCUUCCGCCUCGCCGACGGCCCCCUCGGCCUCAAGCCCGUCGAACUGGGCCUCGUCCCGCUCUCCCACUCAAACUCCAACUCCAAUGACGUCAUACCCAACGAUGUCGUGAUCAGUGACGUCACAGCCUACCUCCUGGACACGAUCGCCUCCGCGGAGCACGACGUCCUCAUCGGGUUCCGACUCGAGACCCCGCACAACCAGACGCUGAUGCCGAAGAUGGGCGUGAGGUCGCCGAACAACAGCACCCACCGGGCAGCGUCCUUCUUGGUGGUGUUCUCCGAGGAGAGCGUCUUCCGGCCGUUCCUCCUGCCGUUGGCCAUGUUCAACACCUCCGCGGAGAGUAACGAGAUUCCCCGCUCGACCGGGAAGUCCGCGCCAGCGCCGAAUGCGGAGGCUAAUGAGGUGCGAGUCAGGAGGUCCGUGACGGACAACGAGGUGAGCGGCAACGACAGCCAGGACGGAGCCCCGGAGGAGGACGCCGAGGACGAGUACUACGUGUUUCCCAGGAAGGGCAAAGGCGCCGCCAAGCGCAAGAAGAGCCGGGCCAAGCCACACCUCAACGACCACGUGAUGGGGCGUCGAUUUCAAGACUGCAGGCGAAAAAAGCUCACGGUGAACUUUGCCGACAUUGGAUGGGGCGGAUGGGUACUGUCUCCGGAUGCUUUUGAAGCUUAUUACUGCGAUGGCGGUUGCUCCUAUCCACUUAUCAGGUCAAUGAGGCCGACAAACCAUGCGACCCUCCAGAGUAUGGUGAGAGCUGUCGGCGGCCGCGAUGUUCCAGAACCGAGGUGUGUGGCUGACAGUUUAAGCCCGGUCAAGAUCACCUACAUCGAUCAAAUUGGCAAUAUCGUUAGGAAAACGUAUCCCGCCAUGAGCGUCCGGUCCUGUGCCUGCAGAUGAGGAUCUGUCCACCGUGAUAAUUUACCAUCGUAACGAAUUUGUUUGCUCAAUAUCUCGGUAUUUGUUUGUAUCGAAGAGCUGAAUAAUUUUUUCCCUUCAUCUCUUUUAUUUGUAAGGAAUUGUUUUGCGAAACUUUGUGGAGCAGGAAAAGUAGCUGGUGUUAACUCAGUCAUGUCAGUUUGCAGGAGUUUGAUAGAAAUUAACAUGUAUAGUUUUUAACUCUGCACAGGUGACUGCUUGCACGUCCGUGUACAGUUUCUUGCCUAACCUCCUAAUUUCAGGCGAUUUUACUGACAGACCAGCGGUAAAUCUGGAUGUGUUUCGGUAUGCACAAUGGUCCACCGCGUUAAUGAACCUUAUUUUUGUCAUGUCUUCCCUUCACUUCAACGUUGUUUUUCCGGAAAAAUAUCAAGAAAAGUUUAAGUAAAUAUAUAUAUUUCACUUCAAUCAGUGUGUCCUUCUGUAAAAAUCAAGUGCAAUACGUUUAAAAAUGAAAUGCAGCACAUGUGGUACGCUAUAAGUUAUUCUGUCACAGUAAACCGCAUUUACUCUUUUGUAGAGUGUUUGUAAAUAUGCAGAUAUUAAUUUGUAAAAAGAAACAAAUUGUGUACAUUUGUAAAUUUAUGAUGUGCGUGGUUUAUCGUUACUAUAUUUUCUUAUCAAAUACCAUGUCAAACAUGGGAAUACUUAAUUAUCUUUAUAUGAAGAUACAACCUGUAUAGAUAAAUUUAACUUUGUUAGAUCCUCCAGGAUAAGUAAUUAAAUUUACUACAAAAAAGGAGCUUUGGUAAUGUUAAUUUUUACUUGUAUAUAUCCAAGUUGAUUAAAAUGUGUUUUGUUAAAGAA